GAGUGUCGCGCGCGCCCUCCCUCGCGCCUGCGCCAUGCUGCGUGCCGCGAGGCCCCUGGUGUGGGCGCGGGUGCGGGCCGCCGGGGUCACGGGCGGGGUCACCAUCCGGGGACCCGCAGCCUAUCACGGAGAUGCGGUGGCCUCCGUGGCCUCCCAACUCGACACGGGCUCCCACCUCUAUCAGGAAAACUAUGAACGGAUGAAAGCCCUUGUUUCUGAGCUCCAGGAAAGAGCACAGACAAUCAGACUAGGAGGAGGAGAGAAAGCAAGAAAACUCCACAUAUCAAGAGGAAAACUGUUACCUAGAGAGAGAAUUGACAGACUCACAGACCCAGGGUCUCCAUUCCUGGAGUUUUCCCAGUUUGCUGGUUACCAGGUGUACGGUAAUGAAGAGGUCCCGGCUGGUGGCAUUAUUACGGGCAUUGGCCGAGUGUCAGGAGUGGAAUGCCUGAUUGUUGCCAACGAUGCCACUGUCAAAGGUGGCUCCUACUAUCCGGUGACGGUGAAGAAACAUACCCGUGCACAAGAGAUUGCUUUGCAGAAUUGUCUUCCUUGUGUCUAUUUAGUUGAUUCAGGAGGCGGAAACUUACCUCGACAAGCAGAAGUCUUUCCAGAUCGAGAUCAUUUUGGUCGCAUAUUCUAUAAUCAAGCUGUUAUGUCUUCUAGAGGAAUUUCACAGAUCGCAGUGGUGAUGGGAUCCUGCACAGCAGGAGGAGCAUACGUGCCCGCAAUGGCUGAUGAAACCAUCAUUGUCGGCAAGCAGGGUACCAUUUUCUUGGGAGGACCCCCUUUGGUUAAAGCUGCCACCGGUGAGGAAGUAUCGGCUGAGGAUCUCGGAGGCGCAGACCUUCACUGCAGGAAGUCUGGAGUAACUGACCACUAUGCUUUGGACGACAACCAUGCGCUUCAUUUAGCAAGAAAAAUUGUGAGAAGUCUCAAUUAUCAGAAGAAAGUAGAUGUGACCAUUGAACCGUACGAAGAACCUUUAUAUCCUGCCGAUGAGCUGUACGGAAUAGUUGGCGACAACCUCAAAAGGAACUUUGAUAUCCAUGAGGUCAUUGCCCGAAUCGUGGACGGAAGUAAAUUUGAUGAAUUCAAAGCUUUAUAUGGAGAUACAUUAGUUACAGGAUAUGCCAGGAUAUUUGGCUACCCAGUGGGCAUUAUCGGAAAUAAUGGAGUGCUCUUCUCAGAAUCAGCGAAGAAGGGAGCACAUUUCAUUCAGUUAUGUUGCCAAAGAAAAAUUCCCCUUGUGUUCCUUCAGAAUAUCACAGGAUUCAUGGUUGGUAGAGAAUAUGAAGCUGGAGGAAUAGCCAAGGAUGGAGCCAAGAUGGUGACUGCUGUAUCUUGUGCCAAUGUACCUAAAAUAACUGUCAUCAUUGGAGGAUCCUAUGGAGCUGGAAAUUACGGCAUGUGCGGCAGAGCAUUUAGCCCAAGAUUUCUCUACAUGUGGCCAAAUGCUCGUAUCUCAGUGAUGGGAGGGGAGCAAGCAGCAACCGUGUUAGCUACAAUAGCGAAAGACCAAAAGGCAAGAGAAGGAAAAGAGUUUUCCAGUGCAGAUGAAGCGGCCUUAAAAGAGCCCAUCAUUAGACAAUAUGAAGAGGAAGGGAGCCCGUAUUACUCCAGUGCCAGGAUUUGGGAUGAUGGCAUUAUUGAUCCAGCUGAUACCAGAUUGGUCCUGGGUCUGAGUAUUAGUGCAGCCCUCAACGCUCCCAUUGGAAAGACAGACUUCGGAGUCUUCAGGAUGUAACUGGAUUGCGAAGAACCUCCCAGUGAAUUUCUGCCGUCAGUCCAGAGAUCUUGGAAAUUCAAGAUUUUUGCAGAUACAAAAUAAAUUUUUAAGCAUCU
This is a messenger RNA of Tachyglossus aculeatus (Australian echidna), 1845 nucleotides long. It is a transcript of the gene MCCC2, whose product is annotated as methylcrotonoyl-CoA carboxylase 2. The transcript has 17 exons. Bases 35 to 1747 code for a protein of 570 amino acids. The record is from RefSeq and is a predicted model, not a curated record. Gene Ontology annotation, biological process: L-leucine catabolic process. Gene Ontology annotation, cellular component: mitochondrion; methylcrotonoyl-CoA carboxylase complex. Lineage: Eukaryota; Metazoa; Chordata; Mammalia; Monotremata; Tachyglossidae. Gene Ontology annotation, molecular function: methylcrotonoyl-CoA carboxylase activity.